CUCACGUGCGAGUCAACGGUCGGCUGUGCACUAGCCUCACGUCUCUCAGCACGGACACUCGGCCACCACUUCGCGUGGCUACACCCGGCCAGGGCCGGCUUUGGGUUCGAGGUAUUGAGAAGAACUUCUCCAAAUCAAAGGUAAACAUUUCCAAGGUGAUUGGAAGGACACGGUUCUUGGCACUCACCCAGGGUACUCGUACUGUCGACGAGUACGAACGAGAGUUCACCCGUCUCAGAGCUUUUGUACCAGAUCUUGUAGGUACGGAAGCAAAGAGAGCCCACCGUUUCACCGACGGACUUCACCCAGUAGUCCGUCACAACAUCGUAGGCCACGGCGUCCAGACCUACGCUCGCGCAGUUGCCAUUGCCCAGGAAGUCGAUGCCAGUAUCCGACGUGAAGCCGUCCAGACACCAGCUCAGUCAGUUACUCAAUCACCAGCCCAGCCCAAAGUUGCCCAACCGUCAAAGAACCAGAAGAAGAGGAAGUACAGAAACACUCUUGAUGACCGGAGGACCCGUCCCAGACAAUAUCCAGAAUGCCCAACCUGCGGGAAACACCAUCGUGGAGAAUGCCUUGUGGGCCAGAACGUUUGUUUCUUUUGCCGCCAGCCAGGUCACUUCAGCAACAACUAUCCAGAACGACU
Striga hermonthica is the source of this 646-nucleotide messenger RNA. NCBI's taxonomy places the organism in Eukaryota, Viridiplantae, Streptophyta, Magnoliopsida, Lamiales, Orobanchaceae. The record is from the annotation of a GenBank genome assembly.